AUGAGCUGCUUCUCCAUGGUAGGAAAAGUACGUCGCCCGGCUGGCGCAAGUCAGAUUAAAUCUCAGGAAAAAGAAAUAAAGACGGAAGAUAUGAAUGAGACGAUAACCAUAAAAUAAUAAGGAUAGAAUAAAGAAUGUAUAAUGACAAUCUCUUUUCAUCUAUAAUUACUUUCAACCAGUAUACCAUACUGUGAUAAACUAAACACUCCAAGAAGUCAAGUCACAUUGAAUCUAUUUUCAUUUUCAAAUGUCAUUCUGGCCCCUCGGGCCGUUCAAAAAUUGCGUAUGGAACUCGUGUUUCAGAGUCCAUCGCGGGCAAUUGGGAAAAGUUUUCAACCAGCAAUAAACGCACCUCGGCAGAGCCUCAUUGGUCACGUUAUCGCCCCAGCGCAAAGCUGUCUGAAGGGUCGAGAGGCGGAGAUCCCCUGUUUUGGUGCGACCGACUUGCGGCGGCUUACGCUGACUCUCAUCUUUGGUAUAUGA
This is a messenger RNA of Caenorhabditis auriculariae, 483 nucleotides long. The record is from the annotation of a GenBank genome assembly. NCBI's taxonomy places the organism in Eukaryota, Metazoa, Nematoda, Chromadorea, Rhabditida, Rhabditidae.